Haliotis rubra (blacklip abalone) is the source of this 4240-nucleotide messenger RNA. RefSeq names its product sphingomyelin phosphodiesterase-like. The transcript has 13 exons. The record is from RefSeq and is a predicted model, not a curated record. Gene Ontology annotation, cellular component: lysosome. Bases 104 to 1888 code for a protein of 594 amino acids. Gene Ontology annotation, biological process: sphingomyelin catabolic process; ceramide biosynthetic process. Gene Ontology annotation, molecular function: acid sphingomyelin phosphodiesterase activity. NCBI's taxonomy places the organism in Eukaryota, Metazoa, Mollusca, Gastropoda, Lepetellida, Haliotidae.
UGCAUCUACCUACAAACCACAGACCACAUGUAUCUGAUAAUAUAGACUUCAGGCAUCGCCCACAAUAUGUCGGCCGAAUAACAAUUAGAAUCAUUUUUACCUUAUGGUGAUUCUAACUAGAUCUACAAUGUCAUUAAGGGUGGUUUUGUGUUUAACGGUACUGUGUACUGUUGCCCAGGUAACGGACGCCACAAGAACGAAGACAAAGUUUGAUGAACAUUUUGAAACGAAUACGAGAAAUGCGGCAAAAGAGUAUGUAUUUUCUAUGGCCGGUCAUCAUGCGCUGGGGCAACUUGGAACGAACAUCGGUGAAAGUGACCGGUGUUUCGCGUGUAAGCUGCUUGUGAACACUAUACGGAGUAUGGUGGUGGACAAACGACCAGAAGCAGAUAUUGCGAGAGCGGUGAUCCACAUAUGUAAACAUUUCCACUUUGAAACUGAUAGAGUGUGUACCUACAUCGUACCUGAAUAUAAGGACAUGGUGAUGGCGGUGGUUCAGCAGACUGCCCUCAGCCCCAACGACAUCUGCGGCAUACUGGUGGGACCGGACUGCGCCACACCCUAUUUCCCCACGGACAUGUGGAACAUCACCCUCCCCGACACACCCAAACCACCGGUCAAACCUCCCCGACCCCCGGCGCCCGGGUCCCCCAAGGUCAGGUUCCUCCAGCUGACAGACAUUCACAUUGACCUGAUGUACCAAGAGGGGGCUAACGCCAUCUGCCACGAGCCUCUGUGUUGCCGUAGCAACGACGGUAAACCAGAUGCAGGUGUCCCAGGUGCAGGCAAAUGGGGGGACUAUCGCACGUGUGACUCCCCUCUCAUCAUCGUGGACAACCUGUUUCAGCACCUUGCCACCAAGACAGACGAGUUUGACUUCAUUAUAUUCACGGGAGACAUCGCCGCGCAUGACGUGUGGAAUCAAACCCGGACCGAACAGCUUGCAGCCCUGGACCGUCUGGUGUCCUACUUCGACAAGUACCUGCCGGGAAAACAGGUGUACUUCUGUGCCGGUAACCAUGACACAGCCCCGUGUAACAGUUUUCCUCCGGAUUACAUCAAGGGUAACCUGUCCCAGGAAUGGAUGUAUACUGCUAUGGCAACACAUUGGACUCGGUGGCUUCCUGAUGACACCAAGGAAACUAUCAUGAGAGGGGGCUUCUACACUUUCUCCCCAUUUCCCGGGUUCCGCAUCAUCUCCGUCAACAACAUCUUCUGCUACAUCAACAACUGGUGGCUCUUCAUCAACACUACCGAUCCGAACGGCGAGUUGCAGUGGCUGGCGGAGACGUUACAGAAGGCGGAGGACGUUGGGGAGAAGGUGUUCAUCCUCGGCCAUAUGCCCACCAACUGCUUGAAGGCCUGGAGCUGGAACUACUACAACAUCGUCAGCAGGUACGAAAGCACCAUCGUAGGCCAGUUUAACGGCCACACCCACAGCGACGAAUUCCGCGUGUACUACGACGUCGCCAACCUCACCCGUCCUGUCAACGUGGCCUACGUGGGUGGGUCUGUCACGACCAUGUCGAACAACAACCCCAACUAUAGGAUCUACACCAUGGACGGCUUCUACACCAACUCCUCCUUCGCCGUGCUGGAUUACGAAGAUUAUAACUUCGAUAUCGUUGCUAAUAACGCCAGCACAGAUCCUUCUUGGAAGUUUGAAUACAGCCCAUUGACUGCCUACGGCAUGAACGGCAGCACCCCCGCCGACUGGAGCGACCUCGUUUACAGGAUGAGAGACGACGACGGACUCUUCAACAAAUUUCUUCGUCACAGAUCCAAGGGGGCUGACCUCACUCCUUGCACCCACGACUGUAAGUUCGAAGUGCUCUGUCUGCUGAAGUCUGGAAGAUCGGAGGACCCACGGCUGUGUGAAGAUCUGUGAGGGGAACACCCUUGUAGCCAGAUUCAACUUUGCGUGCAAAACUUCUACAAUCAAAUAAUGUAAACUGUCAGAGAAGCGUCCUGUCAUCAGAAAUUUAGCAGCGUAAAUAACAGAUUUAGAUCACAUGUACAAAUACCUGUUCAACGGGAUCCUGCACACUAUGAGAGAAGCAUCUUAUCGUUAUAACCUCAUCAACAGUAAUGGCGCCUGAUUUCAAUCAUGUGUGCAAAUACCUGUUCAACAGGAUCGUGUAAACUAUGAGAGCAGCAUCUUAUCGUAAGAACCUCAUCAGCCGUAAUGAUGACAUAUUUUGAAUCAUGUAUGCAAAUACCACUUGAAUCUAAUCGUGUACACUACGAGAGCAGCAUCUUAUCGUAAGAACCUCAUCGGUAGUAAUGAUGACAUAUGAUGAAUCAUGUGUGCAAAUACCACUUGAAUCUAAUCGUGUAUACUAUGAGAGCAGCAUCUUAUCAUUCGAACCUCACCAACAGUAAUGAUUUACUGUAUUCUCCAUAAACCACACAAUUUGAUGUUGCUUCCGCUACAUUUAAAAAUCUUUUGCAUGCUAAAGGUGACAUUGUUGACGUUGAAAUCCCCAAAUUUCAGACCCAUAAAGCAUAAUCGGUUGGAUUUGUGAAUCAAACAAUUUGAAAUAUAUUUUCGGGGUUAAAAUUCCAAAUUUCUGUGAAACUGACAUAACAUGAAUAAGAGCCUUCUUAGCACGUGAUUUCAGAUCUAUAACACUCUUUUUAAAGUUCAUAGUAUGGGAAAACACUAGUCCGAGCUAGGUGUAGUGACUAACAACAGAUAAUUGUUUGUCAUUCAAAAAUAUUUUUCUUUAGAGGCGACAGAUCCACCUCUUCCAAAGAUUACUGUUUUUUUUUCUGAAAUUAACAGAUAUUGGCAAUAUCAGUCUCGACCCAUCACCACAGGUUGAUACUAGUAUAGACAUAUUUUGUUUUUAGUAAUUGUUAAGUAACAAUAAAGGCAAACUAUGUUUUCGAUGACAAGUAAUUUAUUUUUAUGUAACCACGUUUUGGUUUCGAUCACUUUACCCUUAGAGUCAAGCAAGAAUUGUGUAGGGCAGCAUAGUACAGUUCAGUUCGGUUUAUGUCUCCCAAAACCACCAAUUGUGAUAAAAGAAUGUGUGUACAUAUAUUCACUUCCCACUUUGUCACUGGAUGUCCAGCUUUUGCACAAACAAAGUAUCUUAAGGAACAAGAUGACAUGACUUGAUCUUGGUACUACCGUCAUCGCCUUGCUUGUGGUUUUGACACUAGAGGUCCAUCUAUGUACGACCCAGAAUAUAUAACGUACCCUACAACAGCCCUUUGAGAAUAGGCCCGUUAGCAGCUUCAGACACAUUCAAACUAACCAAACCUACCCUGUCCUUUUUGGUUUAAAGUAAUGAUAUUUUUGGUAUCAUUUAAUUCUCUGUCACUUUUGAUACAAAUGUGAUUGACCCGUUACAGAAAAUUAAAUAUGUUGACUUCGCUUACGAAAUGUCACACUUACAUCCCAAGUACCACGUUGUCCGACACACCGAUAUUCUUGUUGCCUUAAUUUUGGUGCCUCCCAAUCUCUUGACUUCCACUGGGAGAGGACCCGGGUUUGCUGCCAGGAACUCUGACACACUGAGUAAUGCCGAAAGCUGCAAGUGUUGGGGAGUCAUCACAUCCUCCGAAUAGUUCUUGGUGAGUUGGACUAGGCGGUACUUUCAGGGACAAGUCCCAUUCGCUGUCAGGGGUGGGUGUAGAGGAGACACUGGAGGAAAUUCACAGAGGAAUUAUUUGGUCACAACAAGCAAACGUUAUUUUUAAACACGCCAACGUCCGACCGCACUAGUCUGACAGCGGCCUUUUACAGGAACCACAACAUCCAACUACUGCCAUAGCCCUCAACGUCUUCAGGUCUAAACUCUGUCGAUCCUAUACGGGAUGCUCGUGAUCAAAGUCUGCAAUCGCUCCAUCAACAGUAUCACCAGUCACAGAAACACCAACAGUUGGCACAAGAACUACAGGAAGAGUGGGGUAUUAUUCCCUUGGCAACAAUUCGUAAUCUGGUUGAUUCCAUGGUGCCACGAUGCCAAGCAGUUCUGGACUCUCAUAUGUGAUAUUGAGAACAGAUGACCUCCACCUUGACUUUCGGAUGUUUCAUGUGUGUAGUGAUGAACCGCUGUCAGUGGCAAUCACCUUUGCCAAAUUUUAACACUUUAUUAUGUAUUAUGACAAUCGAUUGCUUCAUGCGUGAAAUUAAAAUAUCGGUCAUUGACAAUCACUUGUGCCAAAUGUGAGCGUUUUAAAUAUUCUGUUGAUCAUUAAUAAAAUGCAUAAAGUAUACGUCUGAAAACAA